CGGCAACCUUUGGCAGUAUAGGUUUAGCCGACAGUUCCAUUAGUGAUCCUUGGCGGGUUAUUUUAAAUACUUUUAUGCAGUGAUGAGAUAAAAUUGAUAGGACACUUUGUUGUUGGGUGAAAGUUUUGUGCGAUGACCAACGUUGAAAACGGAAACAGCAAGGUGCAUGGCCUCAGGAUAACCGACUUGACCGACUUGGAAAGUGGUGGAAAAGUAGCCGGUGCAGAAAACACAACAGACGCAAUCACGCUACGUCGGCGUAAAUUUCGCGUACGAAGGCCGCUAUAUGUUUCGCUAUUACGCGCAGCGAUCAUGAUAUUAAUUUUGUCCGGACUGGUCGCCUUUGCUGCACUAUUAUGGAUUUACCUGGGAUGGAUGUUCGUACUGCAAUUGCUUAUUGUGAUAGUUAUCGUUUACUUCCUAUUUACGAAAAAGUACAAAUGGUUUUAUGUGGCUGCGAUGACGGCACCCCGCGAUCUCUUCGCAUUAAUGGGAUAUAUCAAAAUUUUGUUAUACAUGAGAAGACAAAAUAAGAACAACAACACAGUUGCUGAUGUAUUCAGAGAGUAUGUUGCGAAACACCCGAACAAAACUGCUAUCAUUUUUGAAGAUGAAGAGUGGACAUUUGAAGAGGUGGAGGAGUACAGCAACAAAAUUGCUAACAUAUUCAAAAGUCACGGCUACAAAAAGGGCGAUGUGGUUGCACUAUUCCUAGAAAAUAAGCCCGAAUUUGUGUGCAUUUGGCUGGGAUUAUCAAAGCUGGGCGUUGUCGUGCCUUUAAUCAAUACAAACCAAAGACUAUCACCAUUAGUGCAUUCCGUGACGGUGUCUAAAAGUCAAGCCGUUAUUUUUGGAACCGAAUUAUCCUAUGCCGUUUCUGAAAUACUCGAUAAAAUAGAAUCUUCGGUGGCACUUUAUGAAGUAAGCAGCGGCUCGUCUAAGCAUCUUACCGACAGUACGGAUCAGAGAUUUCAAAAUUUGAACGUGCUUCUUAAAGAAGCGCCGUCAACGCCACCUGUGAUAAGCGAGGAAUGUUCUCAUCAUGAUAGUUUAUUAUAUAUUUACACAUCUGGUACUACAGGUUUACCUAAAGCAGCUGUUAUUUCCAACUCGAGAUAUAUAUUUAUAGUUGUUGGCAUUCAUUAUGUUGGAGGAUUUAGAUCUAGUGAUCGUUUCUACACAUCUCUCCCUUUGUACCAUACAGCAGGAGGUUGCAUGGCAAUGGGGCAAAUGUUACUCUUUGGUUGCACUAUAGUGUUACGUAAAAAAUUUUCGGCAUCUUCUUACUUUACGGAUUGCAAAAAGUACAAUUGCACGGUAGCACAAUACAUCGGUGAAAUGUGCAGGUAUAUCCUUGCUGUACCACCGAAACCGUCAGAUACGGAUCAUAGUGUAAGAUUAAUUUUUGGAAACGGUCUGAGACCGCAAAUAUGGACGGAAUUCGUGGAAAGAUUUCAUAUUUCCAAUGUGUCCGAGUUUUAUGGUGCGACUGAGGGCAAUGCUAACAUAGUUAAUACAGACAAUACGGUCGGUGCUAUAGGAUUUGUUUCGCGAAUAAUCCCUCAAAUUUAUCCCAUCGCGAUAAUAAAAGUGGACGAAACCACAGGAGAGCCGAUUAGAAAUUCCAAGGGUUUUUGUAUUGCGUGUAAACCCAACGAACCUGGUGCUUUCAUAGGGAAAAUUACCAGUAAUCCAUCUAGAGCGUUCCUUGGUUAUGUCGACAAAGCUGCCUCAGAGAAAAAAAUUAUUCACAAUGUGUUCAAAAAGGGAGAAUCAGCUUUUUUGUCUGGUGAUAUUAUUACUUCGGACGAAUUUGGAUAUUUAUUCUUCAAAGAUAGAACAGGAGAUACCUUCCGAUGGAAAGGGGAGAAUGUAUCCACGUCAGAAGUUGAGGCUGUGAUGAGUAAUGUGACCGCGUAUCGAGAUGUUGUAGUAUAUGGUGUCCAGAUUCAAGGUCAGGAAGGACGAGCUGGAAUGGCAGCAAUCUUAGACCCCGAGCACACCUUAGAUAUUAACAAAUUGCCAAACGAAAUUAGUCACGUGCUUCCCACUUACGCACGCCCAAUAUUCGUACGAAUACUGGGCAAAAUGGAUAUGACUGGUACAUUCAAACUUAAAAAGAACGACCUCCAAAUUCAGGGAUUUGAUCCUACCGCGACCAGUGAUAGUAUUUAUUAUUUAAACAAUGGACAGUACACAUUAUUAAACAAGGAAUCCUAUGAAGAUAUAAAUCGUGGAAAAAUUCGGCUAUAAUUUAAGUUAUUUAUAUUUUAUAAAAGAACUGAAUGUAUUUUAGUGUAGCUGAAGUUUUUUGAAAGCUUAUAGUGGCUUGGGUUGGGAGUAAAAUUGUGCUUUCAAAUGAUACUAUCGUAAUUAUUUUUUAUACUGUAAUAUUCUUACACUGGAUUCAAAUUUUUAUACGAAUUUGUACUUAUAAAAGUUAUAUUUUGGGUAUAGAUCGUUAGUUCUAAUUAUAAAUAUAUUUAUGUUUGUUA
Molecule: messenger RNA, 2495 nt
Organism: Photinus pyralis (common eastern firefly)
Lineage: Eukaryota; Metazoa; Arthropoda; Insecta; Coleoptera; Lampyridae
Gene: Fatp1
Product: long-chain fatty acid transport protein 1
Exons: 10
Coding region: 133-2253 (706 amino acids)
Biological process (GO): triglyceride homeostasis
Cellular component (GO): endoplasmic reticulum
Molecular function (GO): long-chain fatty acid-CoA ligase activity; long-chain fatty acid transmembrane transporter activity
Source: RefSeq, a predicted model, not a curated record